AUGGCUGAUUCCGCUACUUCCGGCCUUCACUUGAGUACAGAGUCCAAUCAGGUUGGAGCUGAAGAUGGUAGCCUGACUCAGAUCACGUUCAUGGAUCCUAAAUUGUACGUCGCUGCAGCAGAUGGUGACAUCCAUGUACUUGAGCAAUAUGAUAUUCAUGUCCAGCUAACCCCAAAAAAGAAUACAAUCCUCCAUGUUGCAGCCCAAUUCGGCCAAGCGGACUGCGUUAAGUGGAUCCUUCAGUUGCCUUCUCCUUCAUCACUAUUGCAACAACCCAACGAGAAAGGUGAUACUCCACUUCACCUUGCAGCCAGAGAAGGGCAUUUGGCAGUGGUGAAAAAUCUGAUCGCCGCUGCCAAACAACUUCAAGAAGGAGACUUGGAGAGAGGGGGUACAGCAGUUUGUAAGGUGAUGCUGAGGAUGACAAAUGAGGACAAAGACACAGCCUUGCACGAGGCAGUGAGGUAUCAUCACCCUGAGGUGGUGAAGUUAUUGAUUCAGGAAGAUCCCGAGUUCACCUAUGGUGCUAAUACUGAAGGCAACACUCCUCUUUACAUCUCUGCUGAAUGGGGAUUCAGAGACUUGGUGCAGAUGAUCCUAGACAAUUGCUCUUCACCGGCUCAUAGUGGUAUCAAGGGUCGAACGGCUUUGCAUGCUGCUGUAAUUCUCAAUGACCAAGUAAUGACAAAGAAGAUACUGGAAUCGAAGCCUGCUUUAACUAAAGAAUUGGAUGAAAAUGGGUGGUCCCCCCUUCACUUUGCUGCAUAUGUGGGCUGCGAUCCAACAAUAGUGAGGCAAUUGCUAGAGAAAUCUGACAGGUAUGUUGUCUAUCUAGGUGUCGAAGACCAUGAAAUUGGAAACAGAACAGCUCUUCACAUUGCAGCCAGCCGAGGCCAUGUGGACGUAGUGAAGGUGCUGCUGUCACACUUUCCAGAUUGUUGUGAGAAAGUUGAUGAUGAGGGCAAUAAUGUUCUGCACUUGAUUAUGCCAGAAAAGAAAAUAUUUGUAACUUCGGGUUUGUCAAACAUUCGCUGGUUAAGGGUGAGAGGACUCAUGAAUGAGAAGAAUGUUGAAGGAAAGACACCCCUCCAUCUGUUUCACAAUUCUCCCUCGUCUAAAGAUAACAACAAUCUCAAUCUCAUACCUCCGGAAACGAUGUUCACGUCGAUAUUGGACACCUUAGUAAGAUUAAGGAGACGGAUGCGAAGUUCCGGAGUUAGUAUGAGACCCUUGGGUUCGCUAGAGAUCAAGGAAGACAGUGGAAACAGCGAAAGCAAAGAAAGUGAAGAAAUAUCCGAAAUAAAGAAAACAAUGAAAAGCCAUAUGAUAGUGGCGGCACUCAUAGCAACUGUAACCUUCGCGGCAGGUUUCACACUACCUAGUGGUUACGUUCAGAACGGUAGCAAUAACCAGGGCAUGGCAGUCUUGUCGCUCCCUACCAAUGGCACCAAGGGCACGGACCGAGACAGGGCAACUGCAACAAGGGAACAUUUCGGAAGUUUUGUAAUGGAAGAUAGCAUAGCCAUGUUACUUUCUAUGUGUGCUAUUGGUAUCUAUUUCUUUGCGUCAUUCCCUAUAAAAAAUAAGAAGACCGUCCAGGGAUACUUAUGGUACGGCUAUGCGCUCACCAUGUCUGCGAUGACCGCAAUGGUGUUUGCAUUUGUUGAGGGCCUGCGAGCUGUUCUGUAUCCUUCUUCAUUACUUGAAGGUACCACCACUUUCAUCCUUCGGCUCUUUUUGCUUUUGUUUUUGUUUCCAAUAUUUCUUACAUUGACACCCAGCCCAAGGUGGAUUCUGAAUGGCAAAAAAGUCAAGUCUUAUACAUUAAUGUAAGUGAUUUUAGACAUGUUUCAA
Molecule: messenger RNA, 1854 nt
Organism: Vitis riparia (riverbank grape)
Lineage: Eukaryota; Viridiplantae; Streptophyta; Magnoliopsida; Vitales; Vitaceae
Product: ankyrin repeat-containing protein At5g02620-like
Exons: 3
Coding region: 1-1833 (610 amino acids)
Cellular component (GO): plasma membrane
Molecular function (GO): protein phosphatase 1 binding; protein phosphatase regulator activity
Source: RefSeq, a predicted model, not a curated record